This is a messenger RNA of Penicillium cataractarum, 786 nucleotides long. RefSeq names its product ubiquinone-binding COQ10-like protein. NCBI's taxonomy places the organism in Eukaryota, Fungi, Ascomycota, Eurotiomycetes, Eurotiales, Aspergillaceae. The record is from RefSeq and is a predicted model, not a curated record. Gene Ontology annotation, molecular function: ubiquinone binding. The coding region runs from base 1 to 786 and encodes 261 amino acids. Gene Ontology annotation, biological process: cellular respiration; ubiquinone biosynthetic process. Gene Ontology annotation, cellular component: mitochondrion. The transcript has a single exon.
AUGCGACCAGCCUGCCACCCGCGACUAUCAUGUCGCAAUCUCCUCUCUUCAACUCGGGUGCAAUCUCUGCCCUCACGCUCAUUACCCCGAAGCCUUAGCACAGCAACACGGCCACACACCCGUAUACAACCAAAAGCCUCAAACCCUCUCUACACAACCAAACGAUCCUUCGGCCUCCCAUCACUCUCCUCCUUCCUCCCCUCCUCACCAAACGGCAACAACAGCUCUCCCAAGCGCGUCCUAACAGCAACCCGCACACUCCCCUACUCACCCGCCCUCCUCUUCAAAGUGAUCUCCUCCGUCGAAUCCUACUCCCAAUUCCUCCCCUUCCUCAACGAAUCCACCGUGACAGCCCGCGAUCCGGAAACGGGGUAUCCCACACAAGCCUAUCUUACCGUUGGCUACGGACCUCUCAGCGAGACGUUUACUUCGCGCGUGGACUGUGAUCCGGUCAAUUGGAUCGUUGAGGCGCGGAGCGGAGCGAAAUAUGGGAAACCGGAUGGCAGCAGCAGCAGUGCCGGCGGCGCGUCGUCUGGAUUGAGUGGGUUCUUCCCUGGUGCUUCGGAGGGCAUCUUUGAGUAUCUCUCUACUAAGUGGGAACUUGUGCCUGCGGCUCCUGUUGAGGCACAGGGUGGACCGCAGACCAAGGUUAAUCUGGAGGUGCGGUUUGAGUUUCGCAAUCAGUUGCAUGCGACUGUUAUGGGGGCUGUGGAGGGGCAGAUGGCUAGUAUUAUGAUUGAGGCUUUUGAGAAGCGCAUUCGGGAGAGUCAUACUCGGGGACAAUAG